Molecule: messenger RNA, 3276 nt
Organism: Mycena citricolor
Lineage: Eukaryota; Fungi; Basidiomycota; Agaricomycetes; Agaricales; Mycenaceae
Source: the annotation of a GenBank genome assembly
AUGCCCUGGAGCGCGGACACUGCAGUGUACAUCUCGUCACAGACGGGCAAGCAGAGAAGGGAAGUGAUCAAUGUCAGUCGAAAGCGCAAACGCACGGACGAGCCUCAUACCUUGGACUUGGACUUGGCUCGGGGGGAGGGCAUCCGCCGACCAAUUCCGGAUGUUGCCGAGCUACUGGAUUCGACAGAUGAGGGAAUGUGGCAGGAUAGUGCCGAUGCCAGCGAGGGGAUGGUGGAUGAUGCAGAGACGGAUGACGAGGUCGUGGAAGAGGCUGUCAAGACAAGGCGGCAGACCUGUACAAGCACUUCAAACCCUAUGGCAUUGUGGCGACCACACAUGUCGUUCUUCCUUGACGAGCUGCUUUGCCACGAGGGGCUCGCUGACAUGUUGACCAACACUGAGUGUGCUGUAUGCCACUCGAUGCUUGAGCCCGGUACUCCUGAUUGCGCGGACACCAAAGCCGCAUCUGAGUCGCUGCCAACGGUGGUACCCAAUGCUGCUGAAGAGAUUGUGAAGGAAGCACAGCCAAAGCGUGGAAUCUUCAAGUGCUCGGAUUGUGGAGUGUUCCUGCAGUGCCGCAAAUGCCUGUUGGACGGUCACAAAACGUUCCCACUCCACAUAGUCAAGGAAUGGAACGGAAAUUGGUGGAACAGGGUGUCGUUGGCCGAGCUUGGCUUGGUGUACCAGCUGGGGCAUGGAGGACAUCGAUGUCCAUUUCCUGCCGAGAAACCGCAGCCAAUUGUUGUGAUUCACGCGCCAUACAUCCACCAGGUUCGGAUGUGUUAUUGUCAAUGCAGCAAGUCAGACUACGCGAACAACGUACAGCAGUUGCUGAGGAACGGGUGGUAUCCUGCCACGACCAUUGACCCUGGGACAUGUGCGACGUUUGAGACAUUGGAAUCGUUCCGUUUGUACCAGAAGAUCGGCAACUUGAACGCGAGAGAUUUCAUGACAUGCCUGGAGCAGAUGACGGAUGUCAGCGCAAAGACAGGAAUUAGGAAGACUGUGGACCGAUACAAGCAGCUCCAAAGAAUGGCUCGCCAAUGGGCAUUCCUCUUGCGCCUGAUGCGUGCAGGGCGUGGGCACGAUCCGUGUGGUGUGGAGAGUACAAGAGCGGGAGAGUGUGCAGUUAUAUGCUGGGCGUGUCCGUUCCAAGGCCGUAAUCUGCCCAACGAUUGGAGGAAUGCGCAUCCAUCGUUUUGGUUCGUGUUCAUGCUGUUGUUGGCUCUGGAUGCGAACUUUCGGCUCAAGAAUCGUCUACGCGCAAAUGAGAUAGAGGACUGUUCGUUAGGACCAGGAUGGGGAUACUGGGUUCCGCCGGACCCGUACAAUGACCAUUGGAAGGCCUACGUCACCGAAGAAGAUAUCAGCACAUGUAUCACGUUUGCCGCUCUCCUCCAGAAGGAUACUCGCCUGACAACGGGACUACGCAUAUCUGGAGUUGGUGGAUGUGUAUGCGCCCGACAUGAGUGCAUGCGUCCGAACGGUAUUGGUGAUUUACAAAAGGGCGAGCGAUAUGCAAAUAUGGACUUUAUUGCAUUCUCUGCCCUAAGUGGGUUCGACCUGCAGGCGCUCACUCCAUCCUACGACAUUGGAUGCCAAUGGAAGAACAAGCUGCAGGAACGCAUGCAACGUUUGCCGCCUGACCUCCACCUCUCUCUGGACGACAUCACUCUUCAGUGUGGACUGCCUGUCUGGCAUGCCUCAUCGCACAACAGUGAAUGUCAAAACGCAAACAGCCUUUCCUUCAAACGGGGUGUGGGGAAGACGGAUGGGGAGGGAAUAGAGCGGGUAUGGUCGACGCUGAAUCCGACGGGCUACGCAACAAAAACAGCUGGGCUGGGAAUGAGGGCAGACAUUCUGGAAGAGAGAAUCGACCACAACAACUUCAUGAAGAAUCUGGGUCUCGCACACACACUCCCCAGACGGCUGAAGAUUGCGGAGGCCGAGCGCAAGAUACAGGUGGACGCAUUUGCCGAUGUCAGCGCGUCUGUACCAACCUCGGUGAUGAAGGAGUGGACCAUGAAUAUUGACGCGUGGCUUGCGGACAACAGGAAGCCAAACCCAUAUGUCCUGGACUCCUCUGUGUGCGUUUCGGAAGCUCAGGUACGAUUGGACGUGCGCAAGGAGGAGGAACACUUGCUUGCUGAGGGUUGCAUGCCAAUGAGCGGGAAGACUGGCACGGCGUUUCUCACUGCUGGAAUUCAAAUCGAGGACACGCAGAGGCGUAUACGUCUGGAGGUUGCCGGAACAACUAUCAUUCACCCGGAUCGUGCCAACCGAAUUGAGGAGUGGCGGCGUGCAGUGCUCGUCAAGAUCGCCCGCUUCCGGGAGCUCCAGCCCACGUUCAUGCCAGCGGCCGCUGCCUUGAUUCGUGAUGCGGAGCCCGCAGUUGCCCCGUUGCCAGAGAAUAUCAAGAUUUGGAUGCCCAGUGCUAUGCCGGCAAGCUUGGGUGAUGACCGCGGAUGUGUGCUUGGGCUGUUGGGGAUGGAGGUUCGCCUCAGAGUCGGGCAAUGCGAGAACAGCCUGGGUCAGGUCCGCGCUCGUCUGCAUGCCAAGCGACAUCUCAUCAGCUUUCGCAAUGCCAACGUCACGGGCCAGGUGCAUUCGAUCAAGGCUCGGACAAUCAUCGACGAGGUUGGGGAGAAGGUGAAUGCUUGGGCGGCGAGGUAUCGGACCGGUCGAGCAGCGCUGGUCACGGCGGGCAAGAUUUCCGAUUUCCCCCAUCUGCGAGAGCUCGCCCAAGAAGACCUGCACAUGGACGGCGUGUCUGUAGCUGCCGGAGAUGACGCCGCAGGCAGCGAUGCAUCAGCCGCCAAGAAGUUGGCGGCGUUGGGUGCGGGGCGGGCUCCGCGACACGAGGCUGGUGCGUCGAAGCGUACAAUGUCAUGGAUAUGGACCGCAAAGGGCGCGCUCGAGAAGCAAGAACAGCAUCUACAUGACUCUAUUCGUGUGGAAUGGGCCCGAGCACGUGCUCGACGCGAUCGAUGGUCUGAGGAGGUUGUGAUGCUCAAGGAGGAAAUGCGUCGAGUGUGUGCGUACCUGGGGUGGCAAUCUGAUUGGUGGUCGAAGCGGCAGGGGCAAAGGGAGGAUUGGGAUCUGUACAUCGAAGCAGGAGCUAGAGCAUAUGCUCUGAAGCAGGCGGCGUGGCAUUCUGGCCUUCAGGAGCAUCUGAGGAUCAGCUGGGGCGGCCGCAUCGGACACAUUCGGUAUGACGAGGAGCGCCAGGACAUCAUGCUCGAUAAGAUUGCCACAGAUGUAUCUACUAUCGAUUAG